CGCCUGCCCUUCCCUCUGCAGAGCUUUCUCCCUCCCUUCACGAGCCUUAUUUCUCUCUCUCAGUCUCCAUAUCUAUUUCUUCCCCUCUUCUUCCCUCCUCCCCUGCUUCUCUCCUCCUUGUCAUCCCUCCACAGCCCCAGAAUGGGUCUCCCCGCCUUCCUCCCUCUCAGGCUGCAUCUCCCCCCUCCUUAGUGCUCACCCCUGCACCUCUUUCUUUGUAUUCUUCUCACCCUCUCUCAGCCUCGCCAGCAUCUCUCCUCCCCCGCCCGGCUUCAGCCUCCCCCUGCCUCCCCAUCUUCAACUCAGUCUCCUCCCCCUCGCUCCUCUUCCCUCCCCUCCGCCUCGCCCCACUCUCAGCCCGCAUGCCAGGAUUUCUCUCCUCCCUGGGGGUCUCAGUGCAUCUCCUUCUCCUCUCUGCCUGCCUCCUCCCUCACCGAAGGGUUAGCGGACACCCAUCCUUUUCUGCUUGGGGACCCCACCACCACCCGCAUCACUGCCUCUAUCUCUUCUUCACCGUAUCCUCCUCUACCCACCCUCUUCUCUUUUCUUUUCUCCCUGCCCCUUUAAAUCUGCCUGGCCCAGCCUCCCCCGUGAUGCUGGGAUGGAGCAAACAUUGAUUUGUGCUGGGAUGGAAUCGGAAUUUUGAUUUAUUUUUCCUCUCCCAACCAUAAGAAGAAAAAAAUAAUAAAAACACCCCCUCUUGAUAGCCCCCUCCCCCUUUGCAUCCAGCUCCCAGCUCUUCUUCCCUAUCUCCAUCCAAGGCAGAUUUUUUCCCCUACACUAUUCUCAUCUUCCCCCACCCCUGCCACUACCUCGCCCCCCCACCCAGCCUGCUCCUCCAGCGGGGAGAGAGGGGACUCUCCGGACUCCCCCACCUUUCCUCUCUGGGUUGGAGCAGUCUCUCCGGAAGGGGAGGGGGCUUGGCUUGUCCGGGCGAGGUGGGAGUGGAGGUAUCCUGCCAUGGAUGCUGUGCCGGGGAGGCAGCCUGAGCCCCAGCCCACAUGCCACUCAGGAUGAGGGUCCGGCCCUGCCUGCCCUCGCUGGGGCCCCCCCGCCCGGCCCCGGUCUAACUGCCCCCGCCCCCAGACCUCGCCCGGCUCCAAGGCCCCCAGCCGGCUCUCCAGCCCCAGGAUGCGCUGAGCCGCCGGGGGGCUGAGGCCGCGCCAACUACAUGCAUGUCCCCCGGGGGCAAGUUCGACUUUGACGACGGGGGCUGCUACGUGGGGGGCUGGGAGGCGGGGCGGGCACAUGGCUACGGCGUGUGCACGGGCCCCGGCGCCCAGGGCGAGUACAGCGGCUGCUGGGCACACGGCUUCGAGUCACUGGGCGUCUACACGGGGCCCGGUGGACACAGCUACCAGGGCCACUGGCAGCAGGGCAAGCGCGAAGGGCUGGGCGUGGAGCGCAAGAGCCGCUGGACGUACCGCGGCGAGUGGCUGGGCGGGCUGAAGGGGCGCAGCGGCGUGUGGGAAAGCGUGUCCGGCCUGCGCUACGCCGGGCUCUGGAAGGACGGUUUCCAGGACGGCUACGGCACCGAGACCUACUCCGACGGAGGCCCCGACGGCUCCCGCGAGGAGGGCAAGUACAAGCGCAACCGGCUGGUGCACGGAGGGCGCGUCCGCAGCCUCCUGCCUCUGGCCCUUCGGCGGGGCAAAGUUAAGGAGAAGGUGGACAGGGCUGUCGAGGGCGCCCGUCGAGCCGUGAGCGCUGCCCGUCAGCGCCAGGAGGUCGCCGCUGCCAGGGCAGCAGACGCCCUCCUAAAGGCAGUGGCAGCCAGCAGUGUCGCUGAGAAGGCUGUGGAGGCAGCUCGAAUGGCCAAACUGAUAGCCCAGGACCUGCAGCCCAUGCUAGAGGCCCCAGGCCGCAGACCCAGGCAGGACUCAGAAGGUUCCGACACGGAGCCCCUGGAUGAGGACAGCCCUGGGGUGUAUGAGAACGGACUGACUCCCUCAGAGGGAUCCCCUGAACUGCCCAGCAGUCCUGCCUCCUCCCGCCAACCCUGGCGACCCCCUGCCUGCCGGAGCCCACUGCCUCCUGGAGGGGACCAGGGUCCCUUCUCCAGCCCCAAAGCUUGGCCUGAGGAGUGGGGGGGGCCAGGCGCACAGGCAGAGGAACUAGCUGGCUAUGAGGCUGAGGAUGAGGCUGGGAUGCAAGGGCCAGGGCCCAGAGACGGUUCCCCACUCCUUGGAGGCUGCAGCGACAGUUCAGGAAGUCUUCGAGAGGAGGAGGGGGAGGAUGAAGAGCCCCUGCCCCUGCUGAGGGCCCCAGCAGGCACGGAGCCUGAGCCCAUCGCUAUGCUGGUCCUGAGGGGCUCGUCCUCGAGGGGUCCUGAUGCUGGGUGCCUGACAGAAGAACUCGGGGAGCCUGCUGCAACCGAGAGGCCUGCCCAGCCGGGAGCUGCCAACCCCCUGGUGGUGGGAGCCGUGGCCCUCCUGGACCUCAGCCUGGCGUUCCUGUUCUCCCAGCUCCUCACCUGAGGCUACUUCCUGGCCUGGUUCUGGCUUUGGUUGCGUGCCUCUUCACCCCUUUGACCUGCCUUUUUUCUCUUCUCCUCUUCCUGGCUGUGUUUUUCCUAUCUUUCUUUCUCUUCUUCCUUUCUUUUCUGUGCUCCUUUGUUUUUUUUUCUCUCGCUUUCUCUUUCCCUCUCUUCUUUCAGAUUAUCUCAUUUCUUCUGGAUCUGUCUCUGUAUUCCUCACUCCCUUCCCCAUUCCAACCCCUUCUUUCUCUAGAUUGUUUACAUAUGAAGGGCUUUUCUCUCUCAGAGUUGCUGUCUUCUCUGAGACACACAAAUCUAAGUCAGACCAUUGCCCCACGCCCUCCCACCUUUUCUUUAGACCUCAACUUCGAUGCGGGUGGGGGUUUGGUGUCCUAAGGAGACUCCUGGAAGCUGAAUGGAGAGGAGGAGGAAGAAAAUGAAGAAGGAGUGAUUGAAUGCCGGGCAAGGGACUGGCUGCGCUGCUGUGGCUCCCUAGCCUGAGGGGCCUGCUGUCCCUCUGAGACCUAGUGAAAAAGCUGCAGGAGGUGCAUCCUCCACCUCUAAUCUUGGAGGCUAUUAGCUCACCUCCAAGCACUGAGCUGGGUUCCUGCCCAAUUCCAUCCUUCCCUGAGGGAGAGAAGGGAAGUGAAAAGUAGAAUAACUCCCUACCAUUUCCCUCUUUUUCUCCUCAUCGGCCAGCCCCUCCUCCAGCCCCCUCUGGUGGCAUGCCAUGCCAAGAGCAACGUGUAAAGGAACAGAGAAUAUCCAAUGCAGUCAAGUCCACCCCGCCCAGACUUUGCCACUGCCUUCUCCCACCCUUCUGUCUCCCCCACAAUAGUUUAUUUGGUUGGUCUGGACUCACUUGUGGCCUUUGAUUAAAUUCCUAAGGGGCCUGAAGAAGACAUUUCUACUGCAGAGGGUUAGAGGCACUUGAGCAAGGCCCCCACACCCCAACUCUGGGAGUUGUGGUCGGGGGAGGCACUUCUUGGGGAUAGGACCAGACAAGAUAACAGGAGCUCACAAGGAAGCAGAAGCUGUGACAAGUUUAGUAGUCUCAAAAUGGGUUAUGUCCCUUCCCCCUUCACAUCAGAAUCUUGUGAAAUGGGAAAACAACAGAAGGAGGGGAUCAAAGAAAGCUGAUCUCACAUGCUUCCCAGGCAGGGCAGAGGUGGGAGUCAAACCUGGGUGACAGGUGGGUGGAGAGCCCUGUUUGAGGUUGUGGCUGAUCCCUCUCUGGUAUUAGCUUUUCCCCUGGGAGCAGGAAGCCCUAGGAAGAGGGGACUGUAGGGUCCCCAGGGGAUCUUUCCUCCCUCCCCUGCAUGAGGCAGAGGCAAGCUGCCUGCCAACCCCCUCCCUCAAGGAAUGGCCUUGCCCGGGAAUGCCCACCACACAUACCCUCUUUUUUUCUAGUCAAACUCUGUUUAUUCCUUGGCUUGCCUCCCUCCUUCCUCCCCUCUCAACCUUUACUUCUGAUUUCUAUUUCAUGGAAUUUGGGAUUGAAGUUAAACUACAACAGUGCCGCCAACACCAAGUCUUGCAGGAAAAAAAUACAAAGAAAUUUAACAAAAAAAAAAUAUAUUAAUAAAAAAGUUCAAAAAA
Mandrillus leucophaeus (drill) is the source of this 4075-nucleotide messenger RNA. RefSeq names its product junctophilin 4 (gene JPH4). Gene Ontology annotation, cellular component: endoplasmic reticulum membrane; junctional membrane complex; plasma membrane. Gene Ontology annotation, biological process: regulation of synaptic plasticity. The record is from RefSeq and is a predicted model, not a curated record. The transcript is spliced from 6 exons. NCBI's taxonomy places the organism in Eukaryota, Metazoa, Chordata, Mammalia, Primates, Cercopithecidae. The coding region runs from base 1176 to 2477 and encodes 433 amino acids.